CGCUCGCCUCUGAGGCCAGUGCGGCAGGAAAAGCGCAGGGGAGACGCCGCCGUGAUCGAGGGAGAGGAAAAACUAAAAACAGUUAUGAAGAACAAUUCUGGACAAGGACAAUCUUUUUCGUUUACUUAUACCUUAUAAUUCAACUGUUCCAGCGAAUAGAAUUCGGGCAAAUGCGCGACCCGUUUCGUAGAUAGACAUAGCCACGGUAUGCUUGGCAACCCUGAAGAUAAUGUCAGGGAAUCAAUGGAUGAAAAUCCCCAAAACUACUGCAGUUUCCUGGCUGGAAUUCUCGUCUGGUACUGAGAGUAUCGGACAUUUGGAAAUAAAAACGGUGAACGUAUAAGGACCACCGGAAGGAGCCACAACAUAUCUGAGUGUGAGGAAUUAUAACGGUGUCCAGUCGGUAUUUGGCUAGAUAACGCAUUUAAAGUUUGAACGGAAAGAACAGUUUUGCUGCAUCGAAUUCCUUUGGACGGGAUGUCAUCUGCCGCCGGUAGAAUUCCACGAGCUAACCGACCAUCUCCCUCUCUGUAAAGGAGGCCGAGCGCGCCAGCCGUGAAGAUGAGCGGUGCUGCAGAUACCAAGGGGUUGAGGCGGACCUUUAUCGUGCCCUCGAUCAAGGCUUUUGAUCACUAUGAUUUCACAAGGGCCAAAAUAUACUGUAGUUUGACAUGGCUUGUGGCCAAAGCCUUCGGCUCAGAUGCGGUCCCGGAGGAGCUGGUGGACCCUUUCUACAGGGACCAGUACAGUCAGGAGCACCUGAAGCCCCCGGUGGCAUGCCUGCUGCUGUCUGCAGAGCUCUACUGCCGGGCGGGGAGCCUCAUCCUCCGCAGCGAUGCCGUCAAACCUCUGCUGGGACACAACGCCAUCAUCCAGGCCCUGGCACAGAAGGGACUGUACGUCACUGACCAGGACCGACUGGUCACAGAGAGGGACCUGACCGGCACACCCAUACACAUGAGUUCCCACCUGGCCCUAAUAGACACUCUGAUGAUGGCGUACACGGUGGAGAUGGUGAGUGUGGAGCGGGUGAUGGCCUGCGUCCACCGCUUCUCCUCCCCUCCCAAUGACCUCUCCUCCCACCCCGACGGAUACAUCAGGGACCUGCCCUACGACACAGAGGACGCAGUCACCACCUGGAUCAACAAGGUGAAUGAGCACCUCAGGGAGAUUCUGGUGGAGGAGCAGAGGUUGAGAGAGAGCUCCUGCCCUGAGAGCACAGCUACUGCAUCACAGAGGGCGCGCUAUAGGAGGGAGCAUGCGAAGCAGAGGUUAGCUCCCUCCCUCCCCCUGGUGGACAAUCUGCUAAAGGACAACACAGAUGGCUGUGCCCUGGCCGCACUCGUCCACUUCUACUGCCCAACGUCUGUCAGACUGGAAGAUAUCUGUCUGAAGGAGACCAUGUCGCUGGCUGACAGUCUGUACAACCUGCAGCUGGUGCAGGAGUUCGGUAGGGACAACCUCAACCACUGCUGCCACUUCUCCCUGGAGGACAUGCUCUAUGCCCACUCUUCUAUCAAGAAUAACUACCUGGUGUUUAUGGCAGAGCUGUUCUGGUGGUUUGAAGUGGUCAAGCCUUCGUUUGUACAGCCCAGAGUCUUUGACCCACAAGCCUGGGAUCUAGCCCCGUCAGCAAGGGCUAUGGCUCCUAUCUGUAGCCCAGCCAAACAGGACUUUGGGGACAGCCCAGAACACAAAAGGCUUCAACCAGACUCUGCUUCAGGUGUGAUAAAGAGGACCAUGUCCUAUGUAGACGGCUGUGUGGGGACGUGGCCUAAGGAAAGACGGUCUAGGGGCAUCUCCUUUGAGAUUCCUUUGGACGGGGAUCCUAACGUCCCUCCCUGUUGGGGUCCCUCACUCCGGGGCAUGACCCGUUCUGCCAGCACCGAGGGCCUGGGGGUGUUCAAAGUUCACCACGCACCCCAGGGGGACAUGAGGCGCCACCUCUCCUUUCAGCCGGUCAGCGUCAACGGUCCUAGCAGCACCGCAGGGCACAUAACUGAGGAGGACUACAACACGGACUCACCAAACCCCCACAAAGCACUGGGGCGCGGGCAGACUCAGCCACACAAGAACCGGAACAGAUAUUCCAAUGGUGUUCUCAAAGAGAACGGCAAUGACGGCCGCGGCCCCGUCAGCCCAUCGAGCCCCCCUAGCAUUGAGGAGGCUCUGAAGAUUAUCCACCACACAGAGAGGCCCCACGGCAGUCUGGGGCCCGGGGCCAACGGCUUCUUCCUCCACGAUGGAGCUGAACCAUCAGACCCAGGGGACGACCCUGAUGACUACCCAGGAUCGGCUAAGGCCCGGGCAGACGAGGCCGACCCCUACUCAGCCUCUACGGAGGAAGUGGACACAGGGAUCCACGUGAGGUCGGAGGACAUCCAGGAGAGUUUGGACGAGGACAAUUCUUCCCUCAGGGACUACUCUGAUAUGGACCCUGACUAUGAGGCUAUGACCCGAUCCUGUCCCUUACCAGAGGGGGAUGGAGAGAGGGGGGUGAGGAGCAGCCCAUACCCCAGCUCGGUGUCCCCAGCCCCUAUGUCUCAUGCUCCCAGCCCUGCCUCGUCCUCGGGUGGUUCUGGCGGCGGACUGGUUCGCAUGACCAGCUUCGCCGAGCAGAAGUUCCGUAAGCUGGAGGGGCGGAGCAGUGGAGGGACCACCCCCGAGAGCGCUGAACUCUACAACACGCCCCCCACACGAACUGCCACGCUCGAGAUCUCCAGCCCCACCCACCCAGCCCAGACCCCGGCCACGCCCUCUCCCAGAGACCACACCCACCUGCUGCCGUCAGAUAUGGUGCACCUGAAGAUGAAGCUGGAGGAGAAACGCAGAGCCAUCGAGGCCCAGAAGAAGAAGGUUGAGGCAGCGUUCACUCGGCAUCGUCAGAAGAUGGGCCGGACAGCCUUCCUCAACGUGGUGCGAAGGAAAGGGGUGACCCCCUCCCCCACCAGCCCCGUCCCUGGGGGCCACGACCUGGACAAGCCCUCCCCAGAUCGCUUCUUCACUCCUUCGGAAAGCCUGGGCCAGGCGGAGAGGUGCAAGCCCGACGGAGCAGCACCCAAGUCCCCCUGCGAGGAGGGUGCAGGUGUCGGGGUUGGAGAGGUGGACCUGGGCGAGUACACUCGCUCCAUCGAGAGGCUGAACACGUCCCUGGGGUUCCUGCAGACGGAGAUGCAGCGGCUGGCCCAGCAGCAGGACAGGAUCAUGGCCAUGAGGGAACAGCAACAGGCCUGGGUCAUACCUCCUCCAGCACCCUCGCCACACAGGCAGCUCCGGGAGCUCCGCAGCAACAGUGUAACCGGCCGGGGGUCCGUGGGGUCCUUGUCCCCAAUCUUGUCCUCGGCGGGUGGUUCCCCCCGCGCCGCCCACCGUUCCCCCGGCGGCCUCAAGCGCCGACCGGCCUCCUUCCAUGCCAGCACCCCUCACACCCCACGCACCCCACGCCCCACCGAGCUCAAGGUAACCCCCUUUAGACGGAUGCUCAACACCCCCACGUCCGUGGACAGUCUGCCCAGGCUGAGACGCUUCUCACCCAGCCAGACCCAGGUCACCUCCUUUGCCUACCUGGGACACGAUGAAGGACCUGGGGCCACGGAGGGCAAGGAGAGAGGGGCCCCAGGGGGAACAGAGGAGUCUCAAAUCCAAACCAAACCACCUGAGACAGAGGUGGCGGGGAUAAGGAGUGCCGACGCUCGUCCCUCCUCGCCCACUACAGAGCCAGCCAAAGAGAGACAGAAGGAGAGGAGAGAUGGAGGGAAAACGGAGAAGUUGGCAGAGGUGCUGUCUCAGCCAGUGAGAGACCUGAUGGAGGUGCCGCUGUCGUUGCUGAAGCCUUUGGAUGGACAGGGUCUAGAGGCAAGUGGAGAGGGGGAGAAAAGAGGAGAGCUGUACGGAGAGGACCAGAAAAUGUGCUGUGGGUUCUUCUUCAAGGACGAUGGGAAGGGAGAGGAGGACAUGGCGGUGAAGAGGGCUGCUCUGCUGGAGAAGAGGGUGAGGAGAGAGAAGGAGACACAGGAGAAGAAACAGCAGCAGGAGCUGGAGCAGGAGCAGAGGAAGGAGGAAGCACGGCUGAAAGCGGAGGAGGAGCAGCAGAAGCGAGAGGACGACAAGCAGAGGAAAGAUUACAUAAAGAACGAGUACAUGAGGAGGAAGCAUUUGAAGCAGGUGGAGGAUAUGGAUGUCAGGCCCCGCCAUGGAAGUCUCAAAAAGAAGCCCCGCCCCAAAUCCAUGCACAGGGACGUCAUGGAGUCACCCAAGCCACCCACCAGAGCCACGGGUACUCGACCGCGUGGGUUCUCAGUCUCCAGCAUGUCCCUGGCCUCCCUCAACCUUGACAACGACAGCAACGCCGGAGAUAAGAGGAUCCGCAGUAAACUAGGCACUGUGAAAGGCCAUAUCUCUUUCUUUUUAAGCUCUCCCAAAGACAGAAAGGGAAGGCCAGACUCUGCUAGGCCAGACUCUGCGAGGCCAGACUCUGCGGAGGGCAAUCUGUCGUCCUGCCCGUCUCAUAAUGGAGAGAAGGACUGGGAGAACGAGUCCACAACCUCCUCCACUCCCUCCAACCAAGAGUACACAGGGCCAAAGCUGUACAAGGAGCCCAGUGCUAAGUCCAACAAGCAUAUCAUCCAGAACGCCCUGGCCCACUGCUGCCUGGCGGGCAAGGUCAACGAAGGACAGAAGAAUAAGAUAAUAGAUGAAAUGGAGAGGUCGGGGGCCAACAACUUCCUGGUUUUGUUCCGAGACACGGGUUGCCAGUUCCGCUCGGUGUACACCUACUGCCCUGAGACGGAGGAAAUCACCAAGCUGGCAGGCAUCGGGCCCAAGAGCAUCACAGCCAAGAUGAUCGAGGGCCUGUAUAAAUAUAACUCAGAUAGGAAGCAGUUCAGCCACAUCCCUGCCAAGACAAUGUCAGCUAGUGUAGACGCCAUCACCAUCGCCGCUCACCUGUGGCAGACCAAGAAACAGGGCACGCCCAAGAAACUGGGUAGUCUCAAGUAGUCACAGCAACAACCCCUUUCAUACCAAACCCAGGAUAUUGUUGCUAGGUGUCCUGACUUAUAGUUGAGGACUGAGGGGAGGCUUUGCGGGUGUUGUGACCUGGGAUAUUACAGGGUCUGGUUUGGUGUGACAGUGCUAAAGAGUACAUCUUUCUAAUCUUCUUUCCCAUUCAGAUAUUUAAUGAACACUUACACUUGGCAUUCAUCUGGAUCUGAUAUCUGAUGUACAGUUUCGUUUGAUGAAUAUGCGGUAGGGGAUUUUCUUCUAAACAGGACACUAUUGACUUUAUGCACAACUGGAAUGUAGGGGGAAAAAACAUCAACACAAGCCUCAAGGGACAUUGUUGUUGUUAUGCAAGACUGUGUGCGUGUGUGUGGGGGACCCAGAGUCAUUCUAAUGGUGCACAUGUGUGUGUAUGUUCGUCAGCAUGCGUGGUGCCCAUGUUCUCGUGUGCCAAAAAAAAGGGGCUGAUGAAAGCCUUACUGAAUCGGACCACUGAAGCACUGAAUGUCAUUCCUUUUGAAAUAGAUCGAGUUUGAGUUCCCUAUGUUCAUCAUGUGUGGCCUUAUGCUUGUUUUGUGAAAGCGCAGUGAUUAGGUCAUAUUUAAGCGCCAAAUGUGAUGUUUUGGUGAGUACAAGAUGAUACGUAUAUGAGAGCUUGUUGAGAGUGGCUGUGUGUGAGGCUUGCUUUUCUCUGUGGCUGAAAGAUGAGACUGAGAAGGUGGGUUUACAUAAUGUGUCAAUAGUUAAGUAGGUUGUCAUAACUUCCGAUAAGAACUAGAUUGUAAAGUUAUUGAUUAAAGUAUAAUCUAGUUCACAGGAAUGUCAGCAACUGACUCUUAAUUUAUUGAAUGUUUUUGAUAAGGCUUUGGAAGUUUUUUAAAGGUCCAAUGCAGAUGUUUUUAUCUCAAUAUCAAAGAAUUUCUGGGUAACAAUUAAGUACCAUAUUGUGAUUGUUUUAAAUGGUCAAAAAGAAACAAAAAUAGCUUAUUAGCAAAGAGCAAUUUCUCAAGCAAUAAUUUUGCUAGGACAGUCGGAGUGAGCUGUUAUUGACAGAGAGGUUUGGAACUCUUUCUUAUUGGUCUAAUAACUAAUUUACUGCAUGGUGAUGUCACUAUAGAAGGCCAAAACCCCUCCCACCAAAACAGGCUGAAAUUUCAGGAUGGUCUUUUCAAACAGCUCUUACACUAAAAGGGCAUUACCAUCAUUUUCACUAUUUCCCAGUAUUAUUCCAACCUCAUAGUGUGGAAAUAUAUAUCAAACACAGGACAAUUAUGCUUUUAACUGCACUGGGACUUUAAAGGCUUUUAAAGUUUCAUCAAUAGAGGUGUGUAACAUACUUUAAGACAAUGUAUACUGUAUAAGUUAAUUUUGUUUGUAUAUAAUGGUUAUUCCAUUCAAAAUGAAUGAGUGAAACUAGCAUUUAUCAUUUAAUAUGGACGUAUAUAAACGUACUAUACUGUAUAUGGGGCCUUCUAUUGUUUAAAAAAGAUGCAAGUGUGUGAUCCCUUUUCAAUGUCACUGGCAGGACAAUUUCAAGCUUUAGAAUAGAAGCAAGUUCCACAAAUUGUGUCAUGAGCCUGUGCAAUUCCGAGAAAAUAUCUUAUAAAAAUCCUUGUUGGCAUACAAUACCAGUCAAAAGUUUGGACACACCUACUCUUUCCCACCGUGAAGCAUGGAGGAGGAGGUGUGGUGGUACUUUGCUGAUGACACUGUCAGUGUCCAGCAUGGCUACCACAGCAUUUU
Messenger RNA from Oncorhynchus tshawytscha (Chinook salmon), 6744 nucleotides. RefSeq names its product calmodulin regulated spectrin-associated protein family, member 2b (gene camsap2b). Gene Ontology annotation, molecular function: spectrin binding; microtubule minus-end binding; calmodulin binding. Gene Ontology annotation, cellular component: microtubule minus-end. Gene Ontology annotation, biological process: cytoplasmic microtubule organization; neuron projection development; negative regulation of microtubule depolymerization. NCBI's taxonomy places the organism in Eukaryota, Metazoa, Chordata, Actinopteri, Salmoniformes, Salmonidae. The record is from RefSeq and is a predicted model, not a curated record. The transcript is spliced from 22 exons. The coding region runs from base 562 to 4998 and encodes 1478 amino acids.